Closterium sp. Naga37s-1 is the source of this 2733-nucleotide messenger RNA. Lineage: Eukaryota; Viridiplantae; Streptophyta; Zygnematophyceae; Desmidiales; Closteriaceae. The record is from the annotation of a GenBank genome assembly.
AUGUCCCCACGUGCCCAACGCGCUCAGCGACGCGGUGGGCCCUGCCCCGCGGCGGGGAGCCCGGCGGCGAAAUCCCCUCCGGAGACAGUGGGGGGGAGGGAUCAGGACCGACAGGCGGAGGAGGAGACGAUGGCAGAGUUGAUGGCGGGGGCGACUGCACACCUGGAGCCUCCUCUGCCCUCAGAUACCCCAUCACCUCCCACGGGAUUGGGAUCAGCCUCCCGCCAAGAAACAGCUGCGGGCACUCCAACGGCGCCGGUGAGGGUACGGCCGACGAGGAGGGCUGAGGUACAGGAGACGCCGAGGGACGAGGCGGCGGCGGUUGCGGUGGAAAGGGGAAGCGUCGCGGCGGUGACGGCGUCGGUGGAGGUGGUGGGUGAGGUGGCUGCUGCCGCGGAGGUGCCAGCGGAGGCUGUGACGGCAUUGGGGCGGGCGGGUGGAACUGCCGCCGCUUUUGGCGGUGGCUCAACUUCACCUUCUGCCAACCACCAGGGGGCACAACAGCAGACGCUGGAGCUGGGUCCGGCGGUGGAUCUGGAACCGUCGGAGGCGGUGGCGUUGUCUGCGUCACCAGCGCCGGUACCGGCGGCGGUCCUGGCUGCGGCGAUGACUGCCGCGACCGCGGCAGGGAACCAGGCCAACGCUCCGGUCGAGGGGGAGGUACCGGUGGCCGCUGUGAGCGCCGGAACAUCUGCUGCUGCCAAGGGCGCAGACACGCAGGAGCGCGACCAGGCGGCGAGCGGAAGACGGGGUCACGGGACCGUCGCCCCUGUACGCGCCGCUCGCGGGAAGGGCGGUAGGAGGCUCCGUGCCCAGCCAGCGCCGAGGCGGCCCGGAGCAGGGCUGGGGCUUGGCGCCCCGGGACCCCUCCGGGGCUGGAGUGAGCAAGAGCAGUCGCCACUAACGCCAGAGCGUCAACCUCCAUCUGUGGGACAAGAAAGAGAGGAAGGCGACGAGGAAGCUGACGUCAGGCACGUGGCAGGACACAUCAGCCCGGAGGCAGUGACUACCCAAGGCCCACAGCGGGAAACACGGAGCUCCACCCGCCCACAAGGGAUUACCUGGGGCCGUCCGAGGCUGGGACUAGCGAGACAGACACACUCACCGUGGAUCCCGGUGGGAAGAGCGCCACAGGCCGGACGAGGGGGGCGGAACGACGAGAGCAGGACCGGGGAGGGAGCACCGAUCCGUGGGGCCCGAGGCGGAGGACGCGGGGCAAGAGGUGGAAGAAGGGGCGGGGGCGCAAUCGUCGGCGGAAGAGAGGCGCUUGUGAGAUCGGGAACGUGGCGGGAACACCACGACCGCCCGGAGCAGGAGGCACCACCGACGAAUCAGGAGGAGAGGGACACGGGGAAUGGGGAGGAUGGGGGGGAUUAUGUAGCCGAGACCCCCGAUACCUCAGAAGAGAUCUCGCUGGAGGUGGAGGGAGACACUACAGGAAGAGAGAGGGGACGGAGAGCAAUUGGGAGAAACCCCCAGGACAGAAACUUUGGUGCGAGAAACCCCCAGGACAGAAACCCUGGUGCGAGAAACCCCCAGGAGGGAAACCACCACGAACGGGGAGAGAUCGGAGCAGUGACGAGUGGGAGCCAGAGAGAAACCGGGCAACCUACCGUACAGUCACCGGCUGGGCUGGCGGCGAACGAGGCCAUCUGGCAGCAGGCGGCCACGUGGGAAGUUGCCCCACUUCAGCGAGGGGACCAACCUUUCUUGGUUCGGAGGAUGCCCCCCAAAAUUUUGGAAAGCUACACCCUCUGCGUGCUGGCACCACUCCUACGCCUGCAGAAAAACCCCGACUGUCCAGGUGCAUGGGUGAUCCUGCAAUUCUUACCGAGGCUGACCUUGCGGCCCCUUCCCGAACCAGUUCAAGGAAGCCGGUGGGUUGGAAUUGAGGGAAGGCUACACCGGUUCCAGCAAGGCAGCUGGGCAGAACUCUUCGAGGAGGCGAAGGUCAUCCCCGAUACGGAGAACCUGUCACGCCACCGAGCCGAUGACGCUGGACUCUGUGCUAGGGCGGAAGGACUUAUGAAGAAGGGUAACAUCUCGAAGGCAGUUGCAGCGUUACGCGCAACCCCACUCGCCGAAACCACACCAGCGACACUCGCUGCACUGCGGGCGAAACACCCCGAUGCUGCAUCGCCCCCGGCAAGGUUCGUUUCCGGCUACACUCAUUCGGAGCUGCGGGUAACACCAGAUGACCUUCGUGAACUACUCAAGCGAUGCCCGAACGGAGUGGGAGCAGGCCCAUCAGGUACUUGCUUCGAACACCUCAAAGACCCUGCGCUCGCGAGUGAGGAGGUGCUCAUACUCCUCGCGCAGAUUAUCAGCUACCUCCUUAGCACCUUCCAGACCCAGGCGGUUCGCGACUUGCUACUGCCCUCAAGACUCAUCGCUCUGGAAAAACCGGGAGGAGGCGUGAGGCCCAUCGCGAUAGGAGAAGCAAUACUCCGCGUAGUGGCAAAGGCGGCUUUGAGGGAAUUAGUGCAGACCAUUCGCGAGUACUUUCUCCCCGUUCAGUUUGGGGUGGCAGUCACUGGCGGCGCAGAGUGCAUCGUCCACUCAGUCCGAUCGCUGCUUCAAGAGGACGAGAGCCGAGUAGCGCUACAGCUCGAUAUUGAGAACGCCUUCAACAGUGUCAAACGGCCGGCAUUCUUUCAGGCGCUCUCGCAAUCGAGCCUGUUAUCACUCCUACCCCUCGUACGCACGCUUUACGACGGGCCGGCCUGGCCAUGA